AUGGAGCUAUUCUCGAGUAAUGGCAGCAGUAAACGUCGUGUUAAAAGCAAAACACGCGUCCACAGUAAGCGCACGCCAUCCGCCACUCCAUCACGAAACAAAGCCGGAUCAGAUAUCACCAUACGGUCGGAUGCCGAUGUUUCCGAGUUUGAAUCUUCACCGACCGCUUGCAAGAAUCCGUCCUUGAUGACAGAUGCAUCGUCAUUCGCUUCCAUGGCUGCUCAGCCAGCAGCACAGACCACACUGCCAACGUCAACAGGGGGAGGCGAUAGUCCCGCUUUUAGUAUGCCGUUAUAUUGGGAGUCUGGAAACUCAACAGAAUCCAGCUCAUCUGGCACAAUCACCCCCAAGCGGACAGAUAGUCGCUCGCUGACUCUCGGUCAUCGAAGACUCGCCAUGGCUGCGGCUACAGAUCAUAGCAUGAAACGACCUCCCGAUCAUGAAAUUGAACGUUUGUUCGAGGAUGCUGCGAGUCGUCUACAUAUGAAGGUCGCCGAUACACAAGGACUGACGUUGGACAAAAAGUGGUGGCUCCUUUGCAAUGAAAAUCAUUUUACAAAACUGGGCUCUGUUGUGAUCAAAAAGCAGUUCAAUCAAGGCAAAUCAAGGAACAAGGAUCUCACGGACGAUGUCGCACCAAUCACGGACAAGGCAUCCCCCAGAUUUUACACAUAUGCUCUCCAAAAAUCAGCCAAAAAGGAAAUCACUCUCCGAUUCAUGUCAGAUCUAACCAUGCGAUUGAAGACCAUGCCGCUCGGAUGGAUACGUCAAUUCAUUGAGCAUCGCGGCAUGCAGUUACUGGCUGUCGAAUUGGACAAAAUCAACAAAAAACCUUCAAGAGGUGCGCAUGCAUGCCAGAUUGAACUGGAAAUUAUCAAGUGUCUCAAAUCAAUGAUGAAUAAUGUGUACGGUAUUCAAGAAGCAUUAAAUGGCCCUCAUUGCAUCGACAAUAUGAUGUUAUCUUUGUUAUCGCCCUCUAUCCCUGUGCGACACCUCGUAUCUGACACGCUGACAUUUCUCUGUUAUUGCGACAUCCCAUAUGGCCACGAUAUGGUGCUGCAGGGCAUGGACCUGCUGAAAGAAUACAGCAACGAACAUGGCCGUUUUGAUGCAUGGCUUAAAUCUUUGCAAAAGGCGCUGAAUGGAAGAGGCAAGAUGGGGUCCAAAGUCGGUGUCAGCAAAGACAUGAAGAUGAUAGGGGCCAAUGGGAAUCUGGAAGUCCAUCUCACAGAUUUACUUCUCAUCAAUGCACUCAUCGACAGCAACACUAUUGACGAUCUUCCAACCCGGAAAACCCUGCGGUCACAACUCCAUAAAAGUGGGCUGUCACAGAUACUCGACAAGAUGAAAUCUUUCCAUAAUGACCUGAUCAACCGAAAGAUCAAAGAGUAUCGUGUUGGUGAGGAAAACGAUACGAAUGACAGUGAAGAAUCGUGGGAAGUCGACACCAGCCGAUCUCCGGAGCAAACGGUUCAGAAAAUUGUCGCCGCCAUUGACGGUACGCCAUCCUAUGAAUAUCUACAGAGUAUCUUGCAGCAUCUCAUACUGAUCACACCGGAACCUGAAAAAAGGGACCGAGUAUACCAAAUUAUAGAUACCAUGACGCGGCAGGUUGUUCUGGAUAAUCGAGGCUUGCCAAACGACUUUUUCGAAACACAUGGCGUCACAGUCGACAGUCUCAUCUCCAAAUUCACCCAAGAAGAUCGGUUGGAAGAAGCUCUCCUGGAAGCCAAAGAAGCAAGGGAUGUAGCCGCCAGAGCUUUGGAACGGGAAGCAGAAUUGAGCUUCAAAGUUGAUCAAAAAGCAGAUGGUCUUGUUGGCGAACUGGAGAAAAAAAACGAAAAACUCGAACAUACAUUGCGGGUGGCCACACAAACAAACAUCAUGCUUCAACAGAAACUGAGCGAUCUAGAAGUGGAAUAUCAGCAUACGCUUGAAGCCAACGAUACACAAACCAAAAAGCUGUAUGACACCGUCAGGCAGUUGACCGAAUACGGAUCGCCUACUGGCAAGCGCCGCACUCAACGUAAACGGAGAGUCGAUGCGGAGAAUCAGCAAUCUUCUGCUCAAACAGUAGCAGGAACAACACCACCCAGAAAGGAGCAGACAAAGUAUGGUUUUCAAAGACCUACAGCCGCAACAGAAGCACAUAAAGAUGCACUGGCUGCCCAACCUGCUGGGCUAUCUGAAGUCUUUAUCCAGUCAUUACGAACCAAAUUAAGUCCACGCAUGAAUGGUUCGGUUCGAAAAACCGUUUCAUCAGAUUCCGAUACGAGCAGAAAAAGCAAACGCCAAUUAUCCGAUACCACUCACAGGAAUAGUGCCGAUGAAGCGAAAGACACAUCUACGGAGAUAACCCCUUCCACCAGUAUCACAGAGAUCCAUAACGAUCAAAGGUCGGAAACACCCGCGACAAAUACUCUUGCCGAUGCCAGUACAUCCAGUCUCCCAUCUAUCACGGGAACAGAAGACAACAAAAAUAAUGUGCAAAUGUCUUUAGCAUACUCUGAAUCGAACACCAUCGGCGAACAUGAAAAGAUAGACGCAAAGGAAUCCGUCUUGCUGGAAUUAAGUAUAUCAGAAUCACAAUGUCAAACUACACACACAUCAUCAACAUCAGCAAUAUCGUCAUCAACAUCCACUCUCGCAACCCCGCAUGUAGAUAUUUCAACAAUUUUCACAGACAUUUGCCAAGCAGCAUCUGCACCACCACCACCACCUCCACCACCACCUCCUCCGCCACCGCCACCGCCACCGCCACCACUUCCGGCUCCGGCUCCGGCUCCAUCACGCAUUUCGUCAUUUUUGCCUGCCAAAUCCUCUGGAGAAGAUCCUUAUUCCGAAACGAAGCGAGAUGAUACGGAAUGUUGCGCGCCAUCCCUGCACCCACCGCCAAUGCCGGCAAUGGUGACUCGCAAACCAAGUGCCUUCCAUGCCAAACAAAAGCUGAAGUUUGUCGAAUGGGAAAAGAUGAAUACCAUGAAUAUCGGACAAACCGUAUGGAGUCAGCUGAUGCACAGUAAGGAUACGCUACUAUCGCCCGUCCAAGAAGAGGAAGAGACUUUUGGUUCCUCUAUCGAGUAUCAGCUCGCUAAAGCUGGAGUUUUUGACGACAUUGAAAAGAAGUUUGCUCAAAAACCCGUGCUUCCACUCAAGAUUCGCUCACCAAAGGAGUCGGUCUACAUUGUGGAUGCCAAGAAAGCUUAUAAUCUAAAUAUUUUUCUCACCAGUAUUACCAAGAAGAUACCAUUCAGUGAUAUAAAGGAUCGUUUGCUGGCAAUGGAUCCUUACUUUGACGAUGAACAAAUCAUUUCCACUUUACUAAAGUUCCUUCCGAGUCCGGAAGAAUGCACGAAACUGUCCGCUUAUGUUGCAUCCGACUCCAUCUCGGAGCUGUCCGCUCCCGAUCGAUUCUCAUUUGAUCUGAUGCAAAUCAACCGGCUUACUGAACGCUUGCAAUGCAUGCUAUUUAAAACCAUUUUUUGGGAUCAGUACCAUCGUCUUCACAAGGAAAUGACGUCCAUUUUCGAUGCCUCACUAGCAUUGAAAGAUGCUAAAAAGUUCAAGGAGUUAUUGCAUCUUAUUCUCCUUAUGGGCAAUUUUCUGAAUGGAGACACCUAUCGUGGAGGCGCAUUUGAUACCAAAGGCACGACGUCGUCCACCACACUACUCCACUUCCUCGUGGAAACGGUAGAAGCAAACUUUCCUUCCAUCCUUGAUUUUCUCGAAGAAUUAGAUGAAUGUGGAGAAGCUUAUAAAGUGUCACGCUCCGAAAUGAAUAUCAGUUUUCAGCAGCUUGAAUCCGGAUUAACCCAGGUGGAAGCCGAAUUGAAGAACUAUGAGACAAUGAACGAUAAUCAGGACUCGGACGAUUUCAUUCUCGUUAUGCAAGAAUUUCAUCAGCGAGCUUCCAACGAGUUUAAACGAGUACAGUUUCUGCGAAAGAAAAUGAACGAAAGCUUUGAUGAGGUAGUCAAAUACUAUGGCGAGGAUCCAACCCAACUUCCUCCCGAUGAGUUCUUUGGCAUCUUCAAGAAAUUUAUGUCAAGUUGGCAGAAAUGUUCGAUGGAUGUACGCUUUGAACGCCAAAAACAAGAAAAGCUCGAGCAGCAAAAGCUGCGGGACAUUGAACGGAGAAGAGCUCGAAGCGGCUCCAUUCAUAAAAAAGGCGUCGAUAUCAACAAUUAUCAUAAGAGCGAUGAUGAGGAAAAGACUAUCAUGGAUAACUUGAUGGAAAAGCUGAAGCAAGGGACGAUGGAGACCAAGACUCGGCGACGCAAGGAACGCACUAGACGACAGCGAACGCUCAGUUCACGCAGCGAUUCGUUAUCCAUUCAUAACGAUUCUGUGUCAUUGAAAGCAGAAAGCAUGCUUCAAUCAAUCCAGAAUGAGAGCAGUUUUUCGCUUUUGGACGUUGUAAAAUCAAUUCAUCAAGCAGUCAGCGACGACGAAGCGCAUGAGAAAGAACGCUCGGCUCGAAAGAAGAAAUUCACUGAUGACAGAACCGUUUCCCUGCCUUCUCUUAUUGUAUCCGAUCAUUCCGUGUCGGCUCAACCACUCAAAGCGAGCAAAUCAACGCAAACUAGCCGUAUGCUGCGUACCCGACGAUCUAGCAAGCGACCACUGCUUGAACAUGCUCUCAAAGCGCGACCCCGAAGGCUUACUAUCACCAAAAAGGAAUAG
This is a messenger RNA of Radiomyces spectabilis, 4683 nucleotides long. RefSeq lists its product as uncharacterized. The transcript has 18 exons. Gene Ontology annotation, molecular function: small GTPase binding; actin binding. Gene Ontology annotation, cellular component: mating projection tip; cell division site. NCBI's taxonomy places the organism in Eukaryota, Fungi, Mucoromycota, Mucoromycetes, Mucorales, Radiomycetaceae. The coding region runs from base 1 to 4683 and encodes 1560 amino acids. Gene Ontology annotation, biological process: actin filament bundle assembly; mitotic actomyosin contractile ring assembly; barbed-end actin filament capping. The record is from RefSeq and is a predicted model, not a curated record.